Molecule: messenger RNA, 1569 nt
Organism: Myripristis murdjan (pinecone soldierfish)
Lineage: Eukaryota; Metazoa; Chordata; Actinopteri; Holocentriformes; Holocentridae
Product: mucin-15
Exons: 4
Coding region: 100-1185 (361 amino acids)
Source: RefSeq, a predicted model, not a curated record
ACGCUCGCUCGCUUAGUGACGAGAUUUCGCCGCCCGUACACCUGUUCUCAUCUGAUUUAGCCCGAGAGCGAGAGAAAAAACAAGAAAGAAAGGAGUGAAAUGGAACUGUGUUUAAAAAUCACAGCAGGCUUUCUUCUGCUUGUCCAAGCCCUCCACAUGGUAAGAUCCGUCACCGAGCCAGAUCCCACCGACUCCCCGGGGCGUACGAUUCAUCAGAGUUGGCUCCGUCAGCCACUCAAACCAGGAUUUGGACACCAAAACCUUGCAGCCGAACGGCCUACAGAAGAACCUCAGGAAAUGGAUGUGGCCGGCAUGGAGUCAAGUGAUGAUAAUAUAUCUGGCAUGCCGUACGUCUCCAUGGCGGCUGCUAGUGGAGACGAUGGCGAGAUGGUCAACAGGGAUGCUAAUGCAACAUCUGAUGGCGUGACCAUCGUCAACGCCACCAUGAUUUCCAUGUUCCUGAAUGAAACCACCGUGCAACCUGAAUCGGCGGUAACCGGCGUUUCCCAAACUUCACCGGCCACAAGUCCUACAAACUCGAGCCACGUCAACGUGACCAAAUUAGAGGAAGACAUUCAGAACGUUACAACAACAACAACGGCUCCUCAAACCACCUCGACACCACAGAGCAACAGCACGACUCCAGCGUCCACUCCGGAAACGCUCACGGACGCCUGGCCGACCAACAACACAGAAACGACCACCAACGUUACGACGGCCGAGGCGCCGGAGCUAAACGAGGCAUCAAGCACGCCUUUCUCUACGACGGAGUUCCCCUCUGAGACGACAGAAAUGAUCCCCGUGACCACGACUACCGCUGCUGCUCCAAGUACGGCUGAAAAGGCCAACUUGACAGACAAAGGCGCAGCCUCAGGGAGCAACUCAGAAAGAGGUUUUGCAUCAGAUGUCAAGAAAAACAAAAAGAAGGAGGCGUGGGAAGCCAUCCUGGGAACGGCGGUGGCGGUGGCCUGUGUGGGGCUGCUCGUCUACAUCAUCCUCAAGAAGAAACACCAGAGGGAUUUCUCCCACAGGAAGCUGGUGGAGGAAUUCGCCUCAGACCCAGUCCUCAGAUUGGACAACAGCGAGCCUCUGGACCUGAAUUAUGGCGGUUCGGCUUACAGCAACCCAGGACUCCAAAUGGACAACAUCCAGAUGACCAACUUUCCGGGACGUAACAACAACUGAAAAAAAAAACAAAAAAACAAAACAGCAACUCCAAGACCAAGUCAUGCACUCCCUCGCUAGAAAGUUUGUGCUCACCGGCAUUUGAUCUGUUUUGGAGUUACGGAAACAAGACGAUGAAAAUGAAAAGCGACUUUUGGAGGGCGGUACGUUACAGGUUUAUUAUCAGCUACCACAAAGGAAAUCCUUAAAUCAGAUUACACAUUGUGCUCAUGACAAUUGUUGCAUUGAAACAGGGGUGACAAUCGGAGAUAAAUCUUUUUGAAUUAAACCGCAACAGCAGACAAAAUAAAAGAGGGCGCCGACUCUUUGCCAAUGAAGUGUGUUGCCAAAGGGAAUUAAUAACGCUUUUUUUCCCCCCUAAGCGCUCAGUGAAGGAUGUUUUAU